Molecule: messenger RNA, 1766 nt
Organism: Neoarius graeffei (lesser salmon catfish)
Lineage: Eukaryota; Metazoa; Chordata; Actinopteri; Siluriformes; Ariidae
Product: E3 ubiquitin/ISG15 ligase TRIM25-like
Exons: 4
Coding region: 1-1368 (455 amino acids)
Molecular function (GO): zinc ion binding; protein binding
Source: RefSeq, a predicted model, not a curated record
AUGACUGAGGCCAGUAUUUCAGUAGAUCAGCUUUCUGUGGACCAGUUCAUGUGUCCAGUGUGUCUGGAUCUCCUGAAGGAUCCGGUGACUAUCCUCUGUGGUCACAGUUUCUGUAAGGUGUGUAUUAAUGGCUGCUGGGAUCAGGAGGAUCAGAAGGGCAUCUACAGCUGUCCUCAGUGCAGAGACACUUUCACGACAAGGCCUGUUCUACGCAGAAACAACAUGCUGGAUGAAGUGGUGGAGAAACUGAAGAAGACUGAAGUCCAAGCUGCUUGUCCUGCUCACUGUUAUGCUGGACCUGGAGAUGUGGAGUGUGAUUUCUGCACCGGGAGAAAACACAAAGCCGUCAAGUCCUGUCUGAUUUGUUUAACUUCAUUUUGUGAAAUUCAUCUGAAACCUCAUCUUGAAGUUCCUGCUUUGAAAAAACACACAUUAAUUGAAGCCUCAGCAAAACUCCAGGAGAAGAUCUGCUCUGAACAUAACAAGCUGAUUGAGAUCUACUGUCGUACUGAUCAAACCUGCAUCUGUUAUUUGUGUACGAUGGAUCAUCACAAAGGUCACGACACCGUCACAGCCGCAGCAGAAAGAGCUGAGAAACAGGUUUUAGCUUCUGGACGUCGCUCUCCUCUCUUCCCAAGACCAGAUUUUCACACAUCCAGCGUCACUGUCCAUCAACAUCUCUCAUUUGAUGGAGUGAGGAAUUCUCUCUCAGAUCUGAAAAAGAGACUCGAGGAAUUCUGUGAGGAGGAAUUCAACAAAAUCCCUCCACAUGCUGCAGCAGUUCAGAUCAUUUCAGGACCAGAACCACAGAGCAGAGAAGAGUUUCUGAAAUAUUUCUGUUAUCUGACUCUGGAUCCCAACACGGCACAUCGUCUCCUCAUUCUGUCUGAGAAGAACAGAGCGGUGAGAUGGAGUGAGAGAGAGCAGCGUUACUCUGAUCAUCCAGAGAGAUUUGAUUACUGGCGGCAGGUGUUGUGUAAGGAGAGUGUGUGUGGACGCUGUUACUGGGAGGUGGAGUGGAGCGGUGAUGAUGUUGUGUACAUAUCAGUCUCAUAUAAAGACAUCAGAAGGAAAGGACAGGGUGAUGAGUGUCGGUUUGGAUUCAACAAUCAGUCCUGGAUUCUGCGGUGUUCUUCUUCUUCUCUCUUUUUCUGGCACAACAGCAUUAAGACUGAUCUCAGAGUUCCAUCUCCCUCCAGAAUAGGAGUGUAUGUGGAUCACAGUGCAGGAACUCUGUCCUUCUACAGCGUCUCUGACACGAUGAAGCUCCUCCACAGAGUCCACACCACAUUCACUCAGACUCUAUACGCUGGGUUUGGGUUCGGGCUCUGGUUUCCUGGUUCAGUGAGAUUGUGUGAUCCAGAAUAAAAGUGUGUAGUGUUUUCUGUAAAAUUCCUGCACGUUGCCACGUUGUUGCUCAGUCGUCUGUUUCACUAGAACACAAUCCAGCUGCACAAAAACACUCAUUUUAAUAUUUAGAUUAUAAAAUAUGCCGAUGUCGUGUUCAUCCCAUAUUCAGCCUGGAUGAUGAUUGGCCCGCAGAUAGAACCUUAUAAAUCCAGGUUUAUCUGUGAGUUUGGGAUUUUUAUUCAAAUUAUUUGGAUAAAAAUAAGGCCAAAUGUGCGGUCGGCGCUGAUCCGAGGAGAAUUAAAAUGACGGGUGGUUGGGUAGAGAUUGGGUUAUAACACUGAUGUGUUGCAACACCAUCAACUAUCAGUAGGGUUUAUUUAACUUUUUUGUUUUUGAGCCAUGCUUUGUGUCGUUCA